AUGGUACUACUUGACAAGAGGAAAGAGGUGCUGCGUUUGUACCGCGAGGUCCUGCGCUCCACGGGCAUGUUUUCCCACUGCAAUGAACAAGGACAGCCUUGGUCCUCUAUACUCCGUAAAAACGCGUGCAUGGAGAUCGAGCAGAAUCGCUACGAGACGGAUAGCGAAGCUAUUUCGAAGCGCAUUCUCUUUGGCUGGAAGUGUCUGCAAGAAGUCCAGGAAAAGAUGAGAGAAAAGCAGCAAGAACUGGCAAACGAUGAUACGAAAUCCUCACAACAAUGA
Messenger RNA from Peronospora matthiolae, 282 nucleotides. Lineage: Eukaryota; Oomycota; Peronosporomycetes; Peronosporales; Peronosporaceae. The record is from the annotation of a GenBank genome assembly.